AAGCAUGUUGAACGGUUUAAUUAAUAGUGGGGUUAUUUGGGAAAUAUAAAAGACAGGAGAAAACCCAAUGGAAAGAAGGUUGUCUUGACUUUUGGUAUUCUCUUCUUCUCCCUAGCUUCUUCUUUAUAAACCAAACCGCUUACUAUGUUAUUUCUUCUUCUUCUCUCUCCCUUAACCAUUAAGUUAUGAGUCAACAGUAAAAAAGAACAAAAGUUUCUUAUUUUGAAGAAAAUACAAAAUAAAAAAUGGAUUUUGAAACUCUUCAUACUAUCUUAGCAAAAUCACUCACCGUCAUUUCCUGGCCUCCAAUUAUUUUGCUUUGUCCUUUAUAUGUUUCUAUUAGGGCAUUGGAGAGUGAUUGUCGUUCCAGUAAUCAACGAUGUCUUGCUUUUUGGGUUCUGUUUUCUUUCUCUAUGAUCAUGGAAUAUGAACUUCAAAUUUUGCUUAGUUGGUUCCCAUGGUGGCCUCAUGUGAAAGCUACGGCAACUAUCCUGCUGCUAAUACCUUAUUUUGGUGCUGCGACGUACAUCUACAAGUUCUUAAUUAAGCACUACUGUUCGUGGAACAUAUGUGGAUGGACGCUGAACACCUUCCACCAGAAAAUCACACAUUUUGAUUUGGACAACGAUAGCAAAAUACUUUCAGAGUCGGAUGAGGGCAGACAAGUAUUUUUGGAAUCGGACGAUAAUAGCAAAAGUGUUGAGGUCUCUGGACAGACAAUUAUUACAAAUCAUUUACAAGAGGAGAAACUCUUGGUAUAUCAGGGAAAAGAUGAUCUUGCUGACUGUGACAAGACAAAUACCGGUUAUACAAGUAAAAAGAAAGUACAGAAGGAAUGGAGUUGUGCUUUAUGUCAAAUUAUUACUACAAGUGAAAAUUGCUUAGGGUCACAUCUUCAAGGGAAGCAACACAAGGCUAAGGAAAAAGAACUUCGAGUUGGGUUACAUGCAACAAAUAUACCGUAUGUUCUAUCCUUUACGCAGGAAAGAAUCAAAGGAAUGGUUCUACUUAGGAAUUUCAACCAAAUUGCAAAGAUACUGAGUCCAGUUUCUAGACCCAUAAUAUGGUGUGAAUGGCAAAAACCGGAAUUUGGAUGGACAAAACUAAAUACGGACGGUUCCGUAAACAAAGUAACUGCUGGUUUUGGUGGUCUACUUCGUGAUUACCGGGGAGAACCAAUAUGCGCGUUUGUCUCCAAAGCUCCACAAGGAGAUACUUUCUUGGUUGAACUUUGGGCUAUAUGGAGAGGCCUUGUUCUCUCCAUAGGUCUUGGGAUUAAAUCAAUAUGGGUGGAGUCAGAUUCCAUGAGUGUUGUGAAGACAAUCAAUAAAAUGCAACAUUGUCCGAAAGCUGAAACCUGUUUGAUACAAAUCUGGAAACUCUUGAGUAAGUUUGAUGAGUAUCGGAUUUCUCACUCGUGGCGCGAAACUAAUAGAGCAGCAGAUCAUCUUGCAAAGAUGGCUCUUUGUGGAAAUGAUGUGGUUCUGUGGCCAGUUGAUUUUUCACAUAGCCUCUGCAAUAUCAUUCAAGAUGAUGCCAGAGGAACGAAAUAUCCAAGACGGUGACAUCGUCAUGGAUCAAAAAAAGUUCUAGUCUGCAUAAAAUAUACAUUUUAUAUUAUAGUCUCUAAAAAAUUUAUCGAUUUUUUGUCGAUAUCUUUUACCAAAAAACGGAUGUUUUUUGUCUUUCUAAAAGCACCCCUUUUUGUAAAAGGUCGUAGACUAAAAAUUGAUAACAUUUUCAUAGGACUAACAUGAAAUAUCCGUAAUUUUAUAUCAAGUAAAAACAUAUUAACCCUUUUGGUAUAUAUCUGAGUCUUUAAGUUUGUGGUUGAUCAUAUAUUAGAACCAUAGGUAGUAAUGCUUGCGUUUAGGGGUCAAGUUGACAUGUUCAUUUUCAAUUCUAUUAGUUAUAGUUUGCAAUGUAAUUAUAGAUGAUAUGUAUUUGCUAUCAUUAUUUCAUAUUAAGUUUUAUGAAGUCACAGUACUCCAAAAUUGCUCAA
This is a messenger RNA of Trifolium pratense (red clover), 2002 nucleotides long. RefSeq lists its product as uncharacterized. The coding region runs from base 246 to 1565 and encodes 439 amino acids. Gene Ontology annotation, molecular function: RNA-DNA hybrid ribonuclease activity; nucleic acid binding; zinc ion binding. The transcript is spliced from 5 exons. The record is from RefSeq and is a predicted model, not a curated record. Lineage: Eukaryota; Viridiplantae; Streptophyta; Magnoliopsida; Fabales; Fabaceae.